AUGCGGAGGAAUGCUGAGGAGUUCAGGGACAACCACGAAGAAGCUGUCAACGCAAUCAACCGCAAGCACUACAUGGACGACUACUUCGAUUCAACGCCAACAGUGGAAACAGCUGUCGCUAGAGCGCUUCAAGUCGUCAAGAUCCACAAAGCCGGCGGGUUCACCAUUCGUAGCUGGGUAAGCAACUCGUCAGAGGUCCUAGCAAGCGUGCCACCCGAGCUCAGGUCCGACAGCGCUCUCACGAUCGACAGCGGUGAAACGGCCACCCCGACCGAGAAGACCCUUGGCCUCAAAUGGAUGCCGCGGGAGGACAUCUUCAGCUUCAAGCUAAGUGCACGACUGGUGACACAAGAAGCAGAAGUGACGCAGCCGACAAAGGGACAUGUGCUACGCAUGUGCAUGUCAGUAUUUGAUCCGCUUGGCUACCUGGCAUUUCACACGGUAUCGGCAAAGGUACUUCUCCAGCGGAUAUGGCGCACCGGAGUCAGCUGGGACCAGCCGCUACCGGAUGACCUCGUGACACGCUGGAAAGAGUGGUGGCAAAUGCUACUCAAGCUGAGCGAGCUGUCUGUGCCACGCCCCUACAGUGAAGAUAUGACCAAGAGAGCCCAAGUUCAACUACACGUCUUUGGAGACGCCAGCGAGUCGGCCUUUGCGGCUGCAGCCUACCUCAGAGUCACCUUCGCCGACGGGAGUGCCCAGGUCGCUUUCGUGCUGGGAAAAACACGUGUAGCGCCAUUAAAACCACUCUCCAUUCCAAGACUUGAGCUACAAGCAGCUGUCAUGGCCAGCCGCAUGACCAAGACGAUCAAGUCCGAACAUGACAUCAGCAUCGACAGCGUCACUUUGUGGACUGACUCCGUAACAGCGCUACGGUGGAUACAGGCCGAUGCCCGACGUUUCAAGCCGUUCGUGGCUCAUCGGGUUGGAGAGAUUACGGAAGUGACCGAUGUAAGCCAGUGGCGCUGGGUGCCGACCGAUGAGAACCCAGCUGAUGCAGCAACCCGUCCACGUAACGACAGCGGAUUGGCUGAGAAAUGGCUGAAGGGACCCGACUUCCUGAGACACCCAGAGUCGGAGUGGCCAGUUGAAAAGCCCGGAGCAGCUACACCACGCGAAGAUGACAGCGUCGAGCUGAAGAACGAGUUCAAGGCGACCGCUCGGGAGGCACCAACACUCGCUCUACCUGAGAUCGAGAGGUACUCAUCUUGGAACAAGCUUGUGAGAACGACUGCAUGGGUGGUCAGGUACAUCAGGAAUCUGCGGGCCUCAGCGACAGGAAAGCCACCAGUUGCAGGCGAACUUCGCCCAUCGGAGUUCCGGCGAGCCCAAGAGCUCUGGUGGUUGCGCUGCCAGGCCGAUGCCUUUCCGACAGAGCUCCUGGACCUGCGGAAGACGGGAAGCGUCGCGACGAGCAGCACCUUGUGCACACUGUCGCCGCGUAUCGAUGAAGCCGGGCUGAUCCGCAUGGCAGGCAGAAUCAGAACGGCCCCGGCUGGCAGCCUGGUGGAGCUGGACCCGGUGAUUCUACCUCCAAAACACCCGUUCACCCGCCUACUGCUCCAGCAGACUCACGAAUGGUGCGGGCACAACGGACAAGCGCACAUGACCAACGAGAUACGCCGAAGCUACUGGAUCCCGACCUUGCGAGCUGUAGUGCGUCGAACAUGGACGGAAUGCCAAAAGUGCAAGAACGACCGGGCGCAGCCGGUGGUUCCUCAGAUGGGCGCCCUCCCAGACAGCCGACUUGCAGCUUUCGUCCGACCGUUCACACACUGCGGUCUCGACUAUUUCGGACCCAUGGAGGUAACCAUUGGACGCCGGCACAAGAAGCGGUAUGGUGCGCUAUUCACGUGCCUCACCACCAGGGCAAUACACCUCGAACUUGCCCGAGAUCUCACCACGGACAGCGCUAUCAUGGCCAUCCGCCGAAUGGCUAGCAGGCGAGGACAACCAGGCAUCAUCUACUCGGAUAACGGCACCAAUUUCCGUGGUGCGGACUCGGAACUUCGCAAAGCUGUCCAGGACUUCGACCACACCAAGAUUCAAGGACACUUGACACCGAAGGGUACAGAAUGGAGGUUCAACCCACCCGCUGCUCCGCACAUGGGCGGAGCGUGGGAACGUCUUGUGCGCUCAGUGAAGACAGCUCUGAAGGCGGUACUGACAGCACGAGCGCCCCGUGAAGAUGUGCUGGUCACCCUGCUUGCUGAAGUAGAGUCGCUCCUGAACAGCCGCCCGCUGACCCACGUGUCUUGCGACGCAACAGACGAAGACAGCCUCACACCAAACCAUUUUCUCCUCGGUACGCCCUCCAACCAUCAAGCACCUGGCGAAUUUGAUGAGGCUGAGCUGUGCAUGAGGAAGCAGUGGCGGAUUGUGCAAGUGCUAGCCGAUCACUUCUGGAGGAGGUGGCUGCGUGAAUACCUGCCGACGUUGACAAGGAGGACCAAGUGGCAUCAGCGACAGCAGAAAGAGGUCAAGGUCAAUGACAUAGUCGUGAUUGCCGACAGAGACCUACCCAGAGGCAGCUGGCCGAAAGGUACCAUUACGGCCGUCUAUCCCGGCACCGAUGGACAUGUCAGAGUGGCCGACGUCAAGACAGCGUCCGGGACAUACCGCAGGCCGGUGUCAAAGAUCUGUGUGCUGGACGUUCUGAAUGAGGGUGACGCUUGA
Messenger RNA from Sycon ciliatum, 2676 nucleotides. RefSeq lists its product as uncharacterized. The transcript has a single exon. NCBI's taxonomy places the organism in Eukaryota, Metazoa, Porifera, Calcarea, Leucosolenida, Sycettidae. The coding region runs from base 1 to 2676 and encodes 891 amino acids. The record is from RefSeq and is a predicted model, not a curated record. Gene Ontology annotation, biological process: DNA integration. Gene Ontology annotation, molecular function: nucleic acid binding.